AUGUCGUACGAUUUGGAAACCGCUGAGCGCGCCGCCUACGCCCCAUUCUUCGGCUACAUGGGAGCUGCGUCCGCCCAAAUCUUCACCGUAUUGGGUGCCGCCUACGGAACCGCCAAGUCCGCUGUCGGUAUCUGCUCGAUGGGAGUGAUGCGUCCGGAGCUCAUCAUGAAAUCCGUCAUUCCAGUCAUUAUGGCCGGUAUCAUCGGUAUCUACGGACUCGUCGUCGCGAUGGUGUUGAAGGGAAAAGUGACGUCGGCGUCGCAAGGAUACGAUCUGAAUAAAGGGUUCGCUCACUUGGCCGCCGGUCUCACUUGCGGAUUGUGCGGAUUGGGAGCCGGUUACGCCAUCGGAAUUGUCGGAGACGCCGGAGUUCGUGGAACCGCCCAACAGCCACGUCUCUUCGUCGGAAUGAUCCUUAUUCUUAUCUUCUCCGAAGUCUUGGGACUCUACGGAAUGAUCGUCGCCCUCAUCCUUGGAACCUCUUAA
Messenger RNA from Caenorhabditis remanei, 486 nucleotides. RefSeq lists its product as uncharacterized. Bases 1 to 486 code for a protein of 161 amino acids. NCBI's taxonomy places the organism in Eukaryota, Metazoa, Nematoda, Chromadorea, Rhabditida, Rhabditidae. The transcript has a single exon. Gene Ontology annotation, biological process: proton transmembrane transport. The record is from RefSeq and is a predicted model, not a curated record. Gene Ontology annotation, molecular function: proton-transporting ATPase activity, rotational mechanism. Gene Ontology annotation, cellular component: proton-transporting V-type ATPase, V0 domain.